AUGGACGCCUCCUAUCAGGCAGUCCCCGUCCACCAGCGUCUCCACCUGAGUGAGGAUGUUGCAGGGGCGACAUUUAUGGCAGCAGGAAGCUCAGCGCCCGAGCUCUUCACCUCCGUCAUCGGAGUGUUCAUCACUAAAGGCGACGUCGGGGUCGGCACCAUAGUGGGCUCUGCCGUCUUCAACAUCCUCUGCAUUAUAGGAGUGUGCGGGAUAUUCGCUGUGCAGACGAUACACCUCACCUGCUGGCCUCUGCUCAGAGACUCUCUCUACUACACCCUGUCUAUCUCUGCUCUCAUAGUGUUCAUAUAUGAUGAAAAAGUGGUCUGGUGGGAGGCCCUCACGCUGAUCCUCAUGUACUUCGUCUACAUUCUCAUCAUGAAGAUGAACUCCCACGUCGUCCGUUUCCUGGAGAGGCGAAAGAAGAGCUCGUCCAGCCUGAGGAACGGAGCGGCCAACAACGCCGAGCUGGACGACGGCUGCGAUGCCACGGCUGUGCUUUUAAAGAAAGCGAAUCACCACAGGAAGCCGUCCGUGCUGAUGGUGGAUGAGCUGCUGUCUGCGUACCCCCACCAGCUGACUUUCUCCGAGGCCGGCAUGAGAAUCAUGAUCACCAGCCACUUCUCCCCCAGAACCCGCCUCACCAUGGCCUCGCGGAUGCUCAUCACCGAGAGGCAGCGUCUGAUCAACACUCGGACUCUGACCAACGGCGACUCCGACGUCCCCGUGAAGGGAGGAAGCAGGCGGAGCAUAGAAAACGGGCUGUCCGGGGCGGAGAGGCGCGCCAACGCUCGGCACGACGACCGCGAGGCCGGCAACGAGACGGAGAACGAGGACAACGAGAACAACGAGAACGACGAAGAGGAGGAGGAAGACGACAGAGAGGGGCCCUUUGUGCCUUUCCAGUGCCCAGCUGGAGUGUGUAAUAAGAUGAAGUGGCUGCUGGCCUGGCCUCUGUGUCUGCUGCUGUUCUUCACCGUCCCCAACUCGGCCACGCCUCGCUGGGAGAACUGGUUCAUGCUGUCCUUCAUCGCCUCCACCCUGUGGAUCGCCGCCUUCUCCUACGUCAUGGUCUGGAUGGUGACAGUGAUCGGCUUCACGCUCGGCAUCCCGGACGUCAUCAUGGGCAUCACCUUCCUGGCGGCCGGCACCAGCGUCCCCGACUGCAUGGCCAGCCUCAUAGUGGCACGGCAAGGGAUGGGAGACAUGGCCGUGUCCAACUCCAUUGGCAGCAACGUGUUCGACAUCUUGGUGGGACUCGGCCUCCCCUGGGCCCUCAAGACCCUGGCUAUCAACUAUGGCUCGGAUAUCAAACUGAACAGUAAAGGACUGAUCUUCUCGGUGGGUCUCCUCCUGGCCUCUGUGUUCAUGACGGUUCUGGGAGUUCACCUCAACAAGUGGACGCUGGACAAGCGCCUGGGCUUCACGUGUCUCCUCCUCUACUCCGUCUUCCUGUGCUUCUCCUGCCUCAUCGAGUACAACAUCUUCACCUUCGUCAACCUGCCGACCUGCCGGGACGACUGAGGCGCACGCACUCGUCCACGCACACCCACACACGCCGCACACACACUCGUACAGGAAGUAUCGAUAUCUGGUGGCGUCCGACGGAAGACUGACAACCGGGGGAGGUCCAAUUCUAAAUCUGACGAGUAAGGAUCGAUUGCAAAAUACCGUUUUGGCACCAAUCUGAUUCGCGCUCCUUCCUGCUCUUCUGUCUCUUUUGCGGAAGAGAUCCCGCUCUGCUAUUUCUUCUGUUUUUUCUCGGUGCAAUAUGAAGCCGCUCUGGUGUUUGCUCCUAACCAGACCAGAGCGAGGGACGGAUUAAGCAGAAGUGGAAUGAACUGACUGACGAAGGACACACACACACAACCACACACACACAAAAAAAACUCUUUGUCCAACUACUGCUCACUCCUUAUAUGAGGACCUUUUUAUUUUGAAACUCCUUGUACUUUGGGUGUGAUGUUUUCUAGCUGCUAACCUUUCCCUGACAGGAAAGGUAGGUCUUUUAGAUCUACUAGUUGAGAGUAAUAAUGAUUAAAAGCAAUGAUGUAGAGGGGUGGGAGGGCAUAGUUCAUAAGACUUGUCGAGUUGUUUGGACGGCUAGGGCCACGUGUCGAGGUCUUCAGGCAGAGAACAGAAUCUGAUAUGCAGAUGAGUAUAUUUUUCAAACGCCGUUAUCUUUGGACUGUUUUUACUUCCGUUGAGAGUUCAUAAUUAAGUCCAUCGAAUGAGUUUUCAGACAUCUACACCUACACACAACCAGGGCAUUAUCCUUUCACCUCUUCAUGAAUUAACUCGCAGUUGUAGGGUUUGUUUUCGUUUAAAUUAGCACCAAGCAGAGACUUUCUUUUUUUUUUUUUCUCCCCCACUUCCUCUUUUUGUAAAUAGCCCAUCUCUGUAAAUACCCCAGAUGUUUUAUUUAUUAUUUAUUCAUGUCGUACGCACAUCUCUCCUCUGGAGGUCACGAGAAAAUAAAAACACCCAGGUGGGUUUCAUUUCUGGAGCCAUC
This is a messenger RNA of Mugil cephalus (flathead mullet), 2509 nucleotides long. Its product is annotated as sodium/potassium/calcium exchanger 3-like. Gene Ontology annotation, molecular function: calcium, potassium:sodium antiporter activity; calcium channel activity. Gene Ontology annotation, biological process: intracellular calcium ion homeostasis; calcium ion transmembrane transport. Gene Ontology annotation, cellular component: membrane. The record is from RefSeq and is a predicted model, not a curated record. The transcript has 14 exons. Bases 1 to 1521 code for a protein of 506 amino acids. Lineage: Eukaryota; Metazoa; Chordata; Actinopteri; Mugiliformes; Mugilidae.